AUGGCAUCUAAACCAGUAGAUACCAAGACGACACUUCGUCAGUUGAUGAAACAAGAAAAACAAAAGAGAAUUGAUUCACCAUUAGCGAAAUAUACAAAUACAGGUCAAUUGUAUUGUGCAUUAUGUAAUCAACAAUUAACUAGUGAAACAUUUUGGAAAGCUCAUGUUAAUGGACGAGAUCAUAAACAAAAAUUAAUUGAACUUAAAUCAAAUAUUAAACAAUCCAAUAGCGAAUCAGUUUUUGCUAAACCAUUCCCUCCACCUUCAACUACAACUCAACAACGAGGUAUUAAACGUUCUCAUGAUGUAGCCACAUCAAGCGAUAAUGUAAUUGUUAGCAAACCAUCAAGUACUGUUUCUUCAUCAACAACAACAGCUCAACAUUCAGCAUUACCUGCCGAUUUUUUCGAUUCUGAUUCAUCGAAAUCACAAAUAAAUACUAAUAAACCAACUACAAAAUCAUCAUCAUCAUCAUCAUCAUCAACAACAGCAGUGACAAAUAAUGUUACAUCGUCCGAUGAAUCUUCUGCUUUACCUGAAGGAUUUUUUGAUGAUCCACAUAUAGAUGCACGUAUGAGAAAAGUUGAAUAUGUUGAUAAAAUGGAAGUUGAAUGGGAUGCAUUUACACGUGAAAUGAAACAACAAACAAAUAUAUCAGAAAAAUUAGAAGCCAAUGAUGAUAAUGAACGUGAUGUUGAACGAGAAAUAAUUGAAACAGAUGAAUUAAUUACACGAUGGCAAAAAAUUGAACAAAUGCAUGAUUUAAAAGAUAAUCGAUUUAAAGUAAUAAAAGAAGGUAUAAAAAAUUCUAAAAAACAAACAAUCAAUGAAAAUGACGAUGAUGAUGAUGAUGAUGAAGAUUUAGAAAAAGAAUUACAAGGCAUGUAUAAUUGGCGACAGAAACGUUCUUGA
Messenger RNA from Rotaria sordida, 912 nucleotides. Lineage: Eukaryota; Metazoa; Rotifera; Eurotatoria; Philodinida; Philodinidae. The record is from the annotation of a GenBank genome assembly.